Messenger RNA from Ochlerotatus camptorhynchus, 4238 nucleotides. RefSeq lists its product as uncharacterized. Bases 2582 to 4123 code for a protein of 513 amino acids. Gene Ontology annotation, cellular component: neuron projection membrane. Gene Ontology annotation, biological process: synapse organization. The record is from RefSeq and is a predicted model, not a curated record. The transcript has 8 exons. NCBI's taxonomy places the organism in Eukaryota, Metazoa, Arthropoda, Insecta, Diptera, Culicidae.
UGGUACGGUUUUGGGCCAUAUCUCGCCGUUGUUCCGUUUUCGGUGCGGGACACUACAGAGUGCUCUGUGUGUAGGGCUUAUUUUGAAGGAUAUUUCGUACCGUUUGGGGGAAAAAGGCACCCCGCCCCCUUGAAUCAAGCGACGGACGGGGGAAGAAUAUAUUCCUUGGGCGAUCCCGAAGUGUUUGUGUGCGCCCAUGGGACUGGUACAGUGGAUGUUUGCGAACCGACUAGUGGCUGGUCUGCUCGGUUGAGAGCAGAAUAAUUUAAUUAUUCAAAGGCGCGCGUGUGUGAUUCGAUUAUAGAGUAGUGUGCUUUCACCCACAUGGUGCGGUGUGGAAGCGAUGUAAACAGGGCGAUGAUGAUGUGAGAAGAAGCUGCGCUGGAAAAGGGGGAAUAGGAAUGUGAAAAAUCACACCCUCUCGGGAGGGGGAGAGCUAGAGAGAGAGGCUGCGAACGAGCGUGCAAGCAAGGAACUUGGUCGUUUUGGGAAACUCGAUAAGAACGGUGAGGACAAAAGCGAAAUCAACGAUAAUCAAAGUGUAUGUAGGUUCGACCUUGGGGAGCAACUUGGUGGAAAAUUCGGUGAACGAGGAAGCUAUAAACGACACUCCUGGAUUCGGUGUUGAAAGCUGGGUGUGAUGUUAUGUAAACAAGUGAUUGAAUAAGAGAAGAAGCUUCUCGUUUUGGGGGGUGGAGCCGAGUGCCAGCGCUUAUGUGUUUUCAAGUUAUCGCUAGGCCCUUUAUGCUGUCAGAGCAAGUAGCGAAUUCGAGUGUUAGACUUAGCUCUUCAACAGAGCGCCAAGGUCAACGGAGGAAGCCGGACAAACAAUUCUUUGAAGUUUCAUGUCCCAGCUGGUAACAACAGUCUACCACGUUUGCUCUCGUUCACGGGACGUUGACGCCGACAACGGUCGUACAUGAUAAGGGUGAAAUUAAAUAACAACAUCCAACAACGAUACCCACAGCUCUCCUGCCGAGAGCGCUUGGGAAACAAUCCAGUUAGACUAACCUUUUCUAACUUUUUUUUUUUGCCGGAAACAUUUGAGACAUCAUUUUUUCCCAUGCGUCUUUCAUUGUUAUUGUAAUCCGAUACGGGGAAGAGCACACCAAAAAAAUAACUCCAACAUCGACUGGAGACAACGCUACCUGGAUACCCCGCGUUCCAAAUAGAAACAAAUGUAACAGUGUACGAAACCAACGAAGAAAACAGACAAACUAGAAGACACAUUCGUUAGUGAAAACCCAUUUCUACCAUCAUUUCACAUUAUCGGGGCCAUGGUGCUGAGCCUAAAUCGAAAUUGAAGCGUGGGUGAAUUUGCUAAGUGUUUUGAGAAAUCACUACCUUAUCGGAGGAAACACUUCUGCGAAGAAAGAGUGUGAAAUAUCCUCCAAAACCUUUUUCCCAGUUGUUCCAGAAAUCGUCCUGAAGAAAAGAAAAAAAAAACCCGUCACCGGCGGUGAUGUGAAAAUAUCGUAACGAAUUCGAUUUAAGAAUCAACAAAAGAAAAAAGAAUUGCGUUUGUGAGUGAAAAUCAGUGCUUAAAUAAGUGAAAAAGAAGCAACCAACAGACAAAGGAAUUUGUAACUUCUUGAUUGGGUGGGUGAACGACGGUGGCUGUUGUCAAAAGAAGAGAAAUCUAAUCUGGCGAAAGAAUUUUGAAUUCGUCGUGACUUGGAUCCACGCACACAGCUGGGUGCUACAACUCAAGGAGCCGGUGCCAAUUUAGUAUUGGCAACGUGAAAGUACGAAUUUUAAAACGAAACGUACGGUGAAGCGUCCUGUGAGCCAGGGAAUCGGUCCCUGCGGAUUGUUAUUCGUUUCAUAUUCGUUCGCGGGAAAUGAUGAUGUGAUUUGGUUGAAUCCUUUGUGCCGGCAAGAAUGCGCCAAUAGAGGAUAACAUAGUUAGUUUCAGCAGAUUGGGGAUUUUUGCUACGACUCGGUCGGAUUCAACGGCACGUUGAAGCCCCGUGUGACGAUACUACCCAAACCGGUGGCACCCAGACCGAGACGCUACCGACCGAACAACAGCCAAACUGUCGAUGCGUAAAGCCACCCACAUUUAACGCCAUCCCGGAUCACCAGUCGGAGAGGGAUGGAAUCUGCAGAUUUGCAGAUUGACCAAACAUCCCCGACUAAUAAUCUCGUGAAGUUACCACCGCCGGAACCACUGCUAACAAUAUCCGCUCAAAUUUGCCGGAAUGACGGUCGUUCAUCCAGCCGGAUCACUCUGGGGCCACUAGAUCACCGGAUGUUUGGGUCUACGCGUCGGUUGACGUCGUCGUCGUCGUUUUCUGUAUUAAAUUGAUCCUUUCUGUCCCAUCCGUCGCCACUGACUGACUGUGUUUGGAAACGAAACGAUGACGAUAGAUAUCGUUAAGUGGUGCGCGAGUGAGUGAGUGUGCGUGUCAAAGAAGAUAAGAGGUUCUUCUUCUUCUGCUUGAACUGACAAACAGAAAAAGCCAAGCAAAUUGAAUUCAAGCCGGCCAAAGCCAGCAGCUAAAGUGCACGCCGCAUAACCGACGACGAGGAGGGACCGCCAUUAUCAUCAUUGGCAAUCCCGCAAAUCCCCCUGAAACCAAUGCUUUGGAGCAGCAACCGACGGAGACGGAGAGUGGAGGCUCCUUGCGGGCUGGUCCAUCUGACGAAAUGGUGCACGACGCUGUUUAUCAUUUUGGAAUCUACGAGCGCUGGAAGUGGACUGAUGGUAUCAACGACGCCAGCAACAUUGAACAUCAGCACCACAGCCAGUGGUACCAGCAGCAGUUCCAUCGCUUCAUUCAGCACAAACCCUUUUUAUACCGAAAGACCCACCACCGGCACCAGUACAAUUUCCACCGAAGGUGUCCACUCCCAGCAGCAGGACCAAGCUCCAAGGUUCGAGGCGCUAGUCCAACCGGCACCAGCGUCACUGCGGGGCCACGAUGAUGGCACCGUGCCAGAUUCGUCCGAUACCACUGUUACGGAUCCUUUGCUGCUGCUGGGAGGAUUCCGGUUUCCCGAGCAACUGCUCCCCGAACCGCUGGUUAGCAGUGACAGUGGCAAGGCAGGUGUUAAUCCUAUCAGUAAAGGUGAAAAUGUACUGUUACGAACUAGCCCACUGGUGGCCGACGUCGUCAGUCCACGGGAAAUAUCCCAUGUGUCCCUCAUGGGAUCAAAAUCCAAUCUAGUUAAUUUAGGUGUAAGCAGCAGCAGUGGUAGCAGUAGUAAGAUUAAAAGUGCUAAUUUAAGUGUAGGUGAUAAGGUCAGCGUCGAAAAGUCCCCCACUGGCCGGGCAAAUAGUGUGAGAAGUAGCGGCGGCAGUGGAAAGGCUGUCCCCAAGGGCACCUCAUUGGAAACGGAGUCCCCGGCAAAUCGGGUCGAAGGUGAAUUCCGCGAAGUCGAUGGCAACUUUAGUAAGAUGUUCUUCGAAACGGACAACCUUACGACGAUAUCGUCCCAGGUGGGAUCCAUUGCCGUGCUGCCGUGCGUGGUGCGGAACAUCGGCAAAGGGGUGGUAUCGUGGAUCCAACGGAAGGACUACCACUUGAUGACGAUCGGCGUGACAACGUACAGCAGUGACGAACGCUUCAACAUCAUCCGCUCCGAGGAUUCCGAGGAAUGGCCCCUCCAGAUCAAAUACGUACAACUAAGGGAUGCCGGUCUGUACGAGUGCCAGGUGUCGACGCAUCCUCCAACGUCAAUAUUUGUCCAGCUAGAUGUUGUCGAGGCCAAGGCAGAGAUUUUCGGCCCAUCGGAUAAGUAUCUCAAGCCGGGAUCGACGCUGCGGCUCACCUGCAGGGUGGUCCAAAGCAACGAGCAACCGCUGUACAUUUUCUGGUACCACAACAAUCGUAUGAUCAACUACGAUGUCCAUCUGGGCGUGAAUGUGUCCACCGAAUCCGAUAAUCGCUUCUCGGAACUGGUGAUUACGCACUCCAAUACGAUCAACUCUGGAAACUACUCAUGCGUGUCGAACAAUGCAGUGGCAGCAUCAACUUAUGUGCACAUUUUGAACGGUGAAAAUCCUGCGGCGAUGCAGCACGGCGAUCACGGCAACGGUGUCCUGGUGGGGACACAUCUCCAUCUGCUGCUGACGGUUGUAACAUAUCAGAUCAUCAACUUGUUAUUGUGUGCACAUUGAAAAAUAUAGAAACCCCUUCCGAGCUAUCACGUUACGGCGGUGGUGGGAGUGGUGGAGUGUAAACAACAAAUUAUAAAUAUUUAACGAAAAGGAGCCAUGAUGGCUGGAGGCUGCG